CGAGAAAAGCUUCAAUGAGAAUAUAAAUAGGGCUGGGUAUCGGUCUGGAAUAGAGAAGCACAUAAACAGGCCCUUACAGAGACACUAGCGAGCAACGGUUCAAUUACAGUGAUAUCAUUGACCAGUAUCUAUUACCCCGCCUCAUUUUUUGUUCAAGACCCUCUCACGACAUCAUCUGCAAACUUCGAUAUGCCUCAACUUGUGGGAAAGAUGGUAGGGCCAGUUGGCUAUGGGCUCAUGGGCCUCACAUGGCGCCCAGAUCCACCAUCGCAAGAGCAGAGCUUUGAAGCUAUGCGUACCGCGCUGUCGCUUGGAGCGAACAAUUGGAAUGGCGGAGAGCUUUACGGUACACCAGAACGUAACUCUCUGCACCUUCUCAAUGAGUACUUCACAAAGUACCCCGAGGACGCGGAUAAGGUUGUUUUGUCCAUCAAGGGUGGUCUUAAGAAGGGCGAAUUGACGCCGGAUGGCAGUCGGGAGAAUGUUAGACGCAGCAUUGAUGAGUGCCUGAGGUUAUUGGACGGCAAGAAGAGUCUGGAUCUGUUCGAGUGUGCUAGGGUGGAUCUCAACACACCAAUCCAAGAUACCAUCAGUUACAUCGCCGAGUAUGUCAAGGAGGGCAAGCUGGGCGGCAUCAGUCUGUCAGAAGUUGGCGCGCAGUCAAUCCGAAAAGCGCACAGUGUGCACCCUAUCUCUGCAGUUGAGGUCGAGUUCUCGUUAUGGUCUACCGACAUUCUCGAGAACGGUGUCGCAGCCACAUGCGCAGAGCUUGGCAUUCCCAUCAUCGCAUACUCGCCUCUUGGACGCGGAUUCCUUACGGGCAAGUACAAGAAGCACAGCGAUAUUGAGCCUGGCUCCCUACUGCACCACAUGCCUAGGUUCCAGCCUGAGGUAUUCGAUGAGAACAUCAAGCUCCUCCACGCUGUCGAGGAUCUAGCCAAAUCAAAGGGUGUCACUCCAGCUCAGAUUGCUAUUGGGUGGGUGCUCGCGCACAGCGGAGCCAAGGGCAUGCCUACUAUCAUCCCGAUCCCGGGUGCUACGACAUCGCAGAGAGUCGAGGAAAACUUGAAGCCGGCGAAGCUCAACGAUGAGGACAUGAAGGCACUGGAAGAGAUUUUAAAGAAGUUCCCAGUCAUUGGUGGACGGUACAAUGAGGCUCAAGCGGCAUUGAUGUUCGCAUAGAUGAUUGGUUCCUAGUUAGAACGACUUGUCAGUACUGUAACUAUAAUGUGUAACAAGCUUUGAUUCAUGUG
Molecule: messenger RNA, 1253 nt
Organism: Bipolaris sorokiniana ND90Pr
Lineage: Eukaryota; Fungi; Ascomycota; Dothideomycetes; Pleosporales; Pleosporaceae
Exons: 3
Coding region: 190-1182 (330 amino acids)
Cellular component (GO): cytoplasm
Source: RefSeq, a predicted model, not a curated record